Molecule: messenger RNA, 1749 nt
Organism: Penicillium antarcticum
Lineage: Eukaryota; Fungi; Ascomycota; Eurotiomycetes; Eurotiales; Aspergillaceae
Product: AGC family serine/threonine-protein kinase
Exons: 1
Coding region: 1-1749 (582 amino acids)
Biological process (GO): protein phosphorylation
Molecular function (GO): ATP binding; protein serine/threonine kinase activity
Source: RefSeq, a predicted model, not a curated record
AUGCCUUCUUCAACCAUCAGCGACGACCUGUCGGUCGCGGACGUGUUCAGCCCACAGGCUGAUCUUGCGCAGUCUUCCAUGGACAUACCGACCAAUCACCGUCGCCCCGAUGCGCACAUGGGCAACAUGUCUCCUCGGAUGAACAAUGGAUUUGGCGACUUUGCGAAACCCGGUCUGAAUGCGCACAUGAAGACGCAGCGCCAAAAGAGCAAGAAGAAGAAGAACCAGGUUGGACCCGGACCUGCUUGCUCCACCGUUCGCGGUUUUACUCCUCUGCCAUCCGGCGAUGAAGAAUCGGAUUUCUCCGCCGCGAGCUCCCGUGCUCCAUCCCGCCCUCCAACUUCUCUUGGCGGGGGUAGCCCUUUGGCGCAGCCGUCCACAGGCCACGGAGUUAGCGCUUUGAAGCUUCAGCUUAAUACCUUGAGUUUGGCGGACAAUACCGGUGCCACGAGCGGACUUGCUUCCCAGACACCAAGUGUUGUCAGCGCUUUCUCAGACAGCGAUCAGACCGAGAUAUUGACCAGCUAUGAAGUGCCUCUGGACCAGGACUUUGUUAGCUCUGAUGCUGUACAACCCGAGACACCAGAGGAACGCGGAGCCGAUGCCGCUGGUGUAAGCGCGGAUCUGCGCAGCCAGCUGUGCCGGAAAAUGACUGCAGAUGACUUUGAGCCUAUUCUCUGCCUCGGAAAGGGUUCGUUUGGGACGGUUCUGUUGGUGCGCCAUGUCGUCACCGGUAAGCUGUAUGCCCAGAAGCAAUUCCGCAAGGCUUCGAUUACUGUGCACAAGAAACUGGUCGAGCAGACUAAGACUGAGCGUACAAUCCUGGAAAGUGUCAACCGCCACCCAUUCGUGGUCAAGCUAUUCUAUGCCUUCCAGGACCACGAAAAGCUUUACCUUAUCCUAGAAUAUGCGCAGGGUGGUGAACUCUUCCACCAUCUCGCUAUGGAACGUAUGUUUGAAGAAGACGCGGCUGCUUUCUACAUGGCUGAAGUGGUCCUCGCAUUUGAGCACCUUCACCAAAAUGUCGGCGUUCUUUACCGCGAUUUGAAGCCCGAAAACUGCCUUCUCGACCAACAGGGCCACCUGCUCCUCACAGACUUCGGACUUAGCAAGAUCGCCCUCAACGAUGACGACCGCUGCAACUCUCUUCUCGGCACAAUCGAAUACAUGGCCCCGGAAGUUAUCCAAGGAAAGCCCUAUGGCAAAGCUUGCGAUUGGUGGUCCCUCGGUGCCCUGGGCUUCGACCUACUCACCGGCUCGCCGCCGUUCCGCGCAAACAACCAUGCGAAACUCCAAGAGAAGAUUGUCAAGCAGAAGCUCGCUCUGCCAUACUACCUCGGACCCGACGCCAAAGACCUUCUCACCCGUCUUUUGCGUAAGGAACCCUCCAAGCGCCUGGGUUACCACAUGGCAAAGGAUCUCCAGACCAUCAAGAAGCACCGCUUCUUCCGCAAGAUCGACUGGGAUGCUCUUGAGCGCCGCGAACUGAACCCCCCUAUCUGUCCCGUUGUUACCGACCCAGCCCUGGCAGAGAACUUCUCCGUCGAUUUCACCCAGCUUCCACUCAGCCCAUCCAUGGCAGGUCCCGGCUUUGACGAGUAUUAUGCUAACGGUCAAGAUUUCCCUGCCGGCAAGGGUCCCGAUGCGGAUGGGAUGAACGCAGAGAGCAACCCCUUUGGAGGAUUCAGCUACGUUGCCUCGAGCAGCUUGCUAGACCACGGACUGGGCGUUAUGACAGCUGGUUACUGA